Messenger RNA from Rhizoctonia solani, 453 nucleotides. RefSeq names its product amino acid permease. NCBI's taxonomy places the organism in Eukaryota, Fungi, Basidiomycota, Agaricomycetes, Cantharellales, Ceratobasidiaceae. The transcript has 3 exons. Gene Ontology annotation, biological process: transmembrane transport. The record is from RefSeq and is a predicted model, not a curated record. The coding region runs from base 1 to 453 and encodes 150 amino acids. Gene Ontology annotation, molecular function: transmembrane transporter activity. Gene Ontology annotation, cellular component: membrane.
AUGGCCGACGACCGCCGCUCUGGCGAAUUCGUGUUUUCAUAUUAUGAUGCGAGUGCAGCCGGCUGGCCGAGCGGAUGGGCAUUCUUUGUAGGCUUGUUGCAGGCGGCAUAUACCUUGACCGGAUACGGCAUGGUCGCAGCCAUGUGCGAAGAAGUCCAAAAUCCAGAGCGUGAAGUCCCAAAAGCAAUGGUUCUUUCGGUCGCAGCCGCGGCAGUAACAGGAAUCAUCUACCUAGUCCCUAUUCUUUUCGUUCUACCCGAUAUCCCCACGCUCCUCGGAGUCGCAUCCGGCCAGCCGAUGCCGUUGUUGUACAAGAUUGUAACAGGCAGUCCUGGGGGAGGAUUCGGCUUGCUGUUCCUCAUUAUCGGAAUUGGAUUCUUUGCCGGUAUCGGCGCACUUACCGCAGCCUGUAAGUCACGCGGCCAUCACAUCAUCAAGAUCAAGCUAAACUGA